UGUCAGCUCCGAUUCCCUCACAACAGCAUCCAGGUCAAGUCCAAGUUAGUAAACCAUGUCACAUUUCUUGUUGCAGGGCAGCUAGGAUGCUGAGGUCUGCAAAGCCUACAUCGAUGCGAACGCGUCGAGGAAACAAGUAGGUCAGUCAAAUAUUCACGUUAUUAGUCGGUGUCAAAGCCAGUCCCCAAAUUUGCUGAAGAGGCAUCUGAUACUAAACGGAGCGAUGGAAGAUCCGCUGGGAAGCGGUGAAGUGAGCCAUUAAAAGCCCGCUAAGCGCGGGGAUAGGUCGUCUGCAGGGGGAUGAAAUGUUUCCAGCGGUCCGCAGGGAGCCCAAAUGUGCCCGGAUCGGAGUCGAACACAGAAUAGAAGACCCAGAUGUUCAGGAUAGAGCUGCUCUCUGCUGUUGAAAAGAGACUGUCUUCAUUUUUCACUGCACUUUGACCUUUUAGCUGGAGCUUUCAGUCAGUCCUGUCCAAGAAGAUUUGUUGGAUAUCUUUAUAAGGCGGGAGAGUUUUCCUGAAUUCUGUCAGCACAUCUAUGUGGGUUGUGGAGAAGAUCCGUGUGUCAAUGGAGAGCUCAAUCCUGCCUGUACCAUCAACAGAAUUCAGCUUUAAGAUCGGAGACAUCAUGUUUGGGGAAAAACUGGACAAAACCAAAAGGAUUUCUCUCUUCCCAAAUGUCAUCACCCCUGACAACAUCCCAGAGUUCUGCAUCCCUCCAACCAUCCCAUCCAUGCAGGAGAUAAAGUAUACAGACAGAGCUUCCCGUCUUGUAAAACUGAGCCUUUGCGAGAAGCCCGAUGCAGCGGUGGCGCAGCACGAGGCCAUGAACCCACACAUCAUCCAGGUAGAGAGCGUGGAUGAGGGCCCGUAUGAUGGCUGCAGUGAUGAGGAGACGACAAAUGCGGAUCCCCAGAGCCAGGCCGCUUUGUCCCUCCCUCACAUGGCCAAAGCGCAGACCUGCUACGGUUUUUGCACCUUACUAGAGAGCCCCCACACCAGGAGGAAGGAGUCUCUCUUCCAUGCCGAUCCAGGCUGCUCUCCCCUGCUGCUUCCCAGGAGCAGGUCCACAACAUGCUCCCAAGUCAACCCACCUCCUUCGUCUUCCCCUUCUUCCUUUAGCCUCAACACUCUGUCCUCCAGGCUUGCUCCGAGAGGACACAGCAUCAACUGGCAGGGCACUCUGGACAGUGAUACCACAUCCUCUACAGAGUCGUCCCCGUUCAGCUCGCCCUUGCUGACCAGAUGCCCCGCCAAGUCGUCCCUCUUCAAGGCACUCAGCCAUGAACUGCUGCUGUCACGGAGCAUGAGGAAGGCCAUGGUGUCCAGGAAUAAUUCCCUUUCCACAGAUGAAGGCAGCUCGACAGACAAUAGCCCCAGUGUGAUGAGGAGGGCUUCCGAGGGCUUAGCAGAGGGAUUCCCUAGUUGCUGUAGACUGGCACCCCCUACUAUCUUCCCCAUGGACUUGACCCUGCACAAGGAGAGGGUAAUGAAGGAAAGAAUGGUGCCCAUAGGGAAAGAUGGCAGCCUGAGACUCUCAACUGAGUACUGCCCGGACAACCAAAGACUGCGUGUCCGACUGAUCAGCGCAGAGGGCCUUUACCCUCUCUCUGUAGAUCCCAAGAUCAUUAACUGCAGCGUCAGCCUCUCUUUGGUUCCAGGGAAAGUUCAGAAGCAACGCAGCACCGUCAUCCGAAAGAGCCGCAAUCCCAUCUUCAAUGAAGAUUUCUUUUUCGACAAUAUCUCAGAGGAAGACCUCAAUAUGCGUUCCCUUCGCUUUAAAGUGGUCAACAAAAUGUCCACCCUGAAAAGAGACUAUCUGCUGGGCAGUUGUGAUCUGCGUCUUUGCACCAUUGUGACACUCUAAGCCAUUAGUACUUCCAUGCAUUAUUAGUAUU
Messenger RNA from Doryrhamphus excisus (bluestripe pipefish), 1897 nucleotides. RefSeq names its product C2 calcium dependent domain containing 4A (gene c2cd4a). Lineage: Eukaryota; Metazoa; Chordata; Actinopteri; Syngnathiformes; Syngnathidae. The record is from RefSeq and is a predicted model, not a curated record.